AUGGGGCACAGUCACGCGUUCUGUAAGAUUUGUAACUGUGAUUUUAGUGUCUCCCACGGGGGAAGGAAUGACAUCAGUCAGCAUGAAAAAUCGACCAAGCACAAGCGCUGGCUAGAGGCACAGAAACAUGCCCAGGCAAUGUCAACAUUUGUGACUAGAAAUACCACCGAGGCAGACCAGGUCAUAAAUGCGGAGGUUAAAAUGGCAAUGCUGUGUGCCAAAAACAAUGUUGCUUUCAACUUCUGUGAUGACUUCAAUAAGUGUGUAGCUGAAAUGUUCCCGGACUCUGCUAUCGCACGGAAAUUCUCGGCGGGAAAAACCAAGGCUACCCAACUCAUCAAAGGUGCCAUAGCAACAGAGCUAGAUGACGAGUUGGCCAAAACAUGCCGAUCUCAGCCAUUUUCUGUGAUGUGCGACGAAUCGAACAACAGAAAAGGAAAUAAAGAAUUUGUCAUCCUAACUAGACUCUACGAUGAGGCCACUCUGCAGGUCGUUACAAGAUUCAUGGAGAUGCCUGUAUGCAACGUGGGAAAUGCAGAAAAUCUGUAUGAAAAACUGAGUGAAGCACUAAGAAAAAGAGGCAUCCCAGGGGAGAACCUGAUAGCCUUUAACUCUGAUAAUGCGAGCAUCAUGAAAGGCAGACACAACUCUGUUAUCAGCAGACUGAAACAGAGCCAGCCCCACGUCCAGGACCUCGGCUGCAUCUGCCACCUGGCACAGCUGGCCACUGGCUGUGGCAUCAGAGCAGCCCAGGUACCGGUGGAAGACAUCCUGGUGGGGAUAUACACCCACUUUGAUAAAAGUGCAAAAAGAUGUGAACUCUACAAAGGGUUUGUAGAUUUCACUGAUUCAGACCACCUGAAGCUCCUCGGGUACUGCAGCACCAGAUGGCUGAGUCUGCUAACCUGUAUCCAGAGAGUGUUGAACCAGUGGGAUGCACUGCAGGCCUACUUUAACAGUCAUGAGGAGGUGGAGAGGAGUGCCAAAGUGCGCGAUCUAGCAAGCCAUCUGCGUGAUCCAAUCGUGAAGGCUUACUUCAUGUUCCUGAGUGCUGCCCUUAAGCCUUUAUAUGAAUUUAAUAUUGUCUUCCAGUCAGAGGCCGUGCAGAUUCACAGACUUGAAGAGGAGAUGUGCAGGCUGAUCAAGAGGAUCCUGGGGUUCCUCAUACCAGCCAGGACCAUCAUGGGUGUACCUCUCAAGGAGGUGGAGUAUGGAAAAGGACAUCAGUUGGCUGACGAAGAGCUCUUUAUAGGAGCAGAAACAAAGGCAUACAUGGCAAGGAAAGAGCUCCCUGUGUCAGCGGAGAAGAAAAUCUUUCAAUUCUAUGAAGCAGUGCUUCAGAAGAUGUUCUCCUCCUUUCCUCUUGACCAUCCACUCCUGAAGGACAUGAAAGUGCAGGACCCUGCUGCUCGCCUUGACAUUACUCCAGGGACAGUGGCAAGGCUAGGGGCCCUUUUCCCUCAGUUGAGCUUGAGUGAGGAUAGGCUGAGAGAGGAACUCAUUGACUACCAGUGGUACUUCCGUCUAUCCAGGACCCAGUUCAAAGAUCUGCUGUCCCUCGUUGGGAGACGAAUUGGCCUCCAGGACACCAACUACCGACGCUACAUCCCCACUGCUGAACGCCUAACCAUCUGUCUUCGGGCCAACUGGUCCACCGAGGAUGCCAUCACCACUGCUCUGCACACCACGCUAACCCACGUGGAGCAGCGAGGGAGCUAUGCGAGGCUGCUCUUCCUGGACUUCAGCUCGGCGUUCAACACCAUCCCGAGCCGGCUAGUGAGCAAACUGGGACACCUGGGUCUCCUCAACAGCACCUGUAGUUGGAUUAUGGACUUUAUGACAGACUGCUCCCAGAAGGUGAGAGUAGGACACCACCUGUCCUCUCCACUGAGGACCAGCAUGGGCUCUCCACAGGGCUGUGUGCUGAGCCCCCUGCUCUACACCCUCUACACCCACGACUGA
Girardinichthys multiradiatus is the source of this 1962-nucleotide messenger RNA. RefSeq lists its product as uncharacterized. The coding region runs from base 1 to 1962 and encodes 653 amino acids. The record is from RefSeq and is a predicted model, not a curated record. Lineage: Eukaryota; Metazoa; Chordata; Actinopteri; Cyprinodontiformes; Goodeidae. The transcript is spliced from 10 exons.